Molecule: messenger RNA, 762 nt
Organism: Cladophialophora immunda
Lineage: Eukaryota; Fungi; Ascomycota; Eurotiomycetes; Chaetothyriales; Herpotrichiellaceae
Exons: 2
Coding region: 1-762 (253 amino acids)
Source: RefSeq, a predicted model, not a curated record
AUGCCUAACAAAAGGUGGAACGAUGCAGAAAAGCUCACCGUAGCUUCACCUAAGCCCCUAGCUACAAGUUUACACGCUGACCAUGAGCAGCUCCUUCGCACCGCCAUUGCGUGCUCUCCAAACUUCAAGAUCGACGCUGUCAAAGUUGCUAAGAUGUGGCCCGGCGAUGACGACAAAACAAAGCCCACUGCUCGUAGUGUCCGCGACAACUUCCGCAGCAUCAUGAAUCACGCCGAAGACCUCGAAGCCCUGCGUCAAAUCAAGCAAGGAGCAACAACAAAAGAUGAAGUCGAAGUCGACGCAAAGACUGAUGUCAACCACACUGGCCUAUCUGCGCUCAAUUUGUCCCCUCCCCAAUCUCCAGUAUCCAAGAAUCCAGUCACACCUCAACGCCGCGGCUUGAGCUUGAAGGGCAAGCGCUCUACCACGAACAAGUCCAGCACCGGAUCUAAGCGCAAGCGCUGGGUCGAAACGCCCUGUUCCGAGGAUGACAUGACCUCAGCAAACGAGACCACCUCCGGCGAUGAAGCUGAUAUUUUCACCCCAACCCCUCUUGCCCGAAAGACCCUGCCGGUCCGCAAGACCCGCCGUGCCGCCUGCGCCGCGCCCUCGGACGGGCCUGAUGGCAUGGAGAGCGAGGAGAUGGAUGCCGGUGCAAAGCACCAGGACACCGAGGGUUCCGAUGAGGAGUAUGACCUUGCCAAAGAGCGCGAGGAGAAGGCAGCACGCAAGGCGAAGCUUGCGAGGCGGGCUCGCAAGUGA